GGGGGAGGAGGAGGGAGGGCCGCCGGGCCGCUGUUUGUUGUCAUCCCAAGAUGGAGUUUCUGCUGGGGAACCCGUUCAGCACCCCGGUGGGGCAGAGCCUCGAAAAGGCCACAGAUGGUUCUCUACAGAGCGAAGACUGGACGCUUAACAUGGAGAUCUGUGACAUUAUCAAUGAGACAGAAGAAGGUCCAAAGGAUGCCAUUCGGGCGCUGAAGAAGAGGCUGAAUGGAAACAAAAAUUACAGAGAGGUCAUGCUGGCUCUAACGGUGUUGGAGACCUGUGUGAAGAACUGUGGCCAUCGCUUUCAUGUCUUAGUGGCAAACCGUGACUUCAUAGAUGGUGUGCUGGUGAAAAUCAUCUCGCCCAAGAAUAAUCCCCCCACCAUUGUGCAGGAUAAAGUACUCGCACUGAUUCAGGCCUGGGCUGAUGCCUUUCGAAGUAGCCCUGAUUUAACUGGAGUAGUGCACAUUUAUGAAGAACUUAAGAGGAAAGGCAUAGAGUUUCCCAUGGCUGAUCUUGAUGCUUUAUCUCCAAUACACACACCACAGAGGAGCGUUCCUGAAGUUGAUCCUGCAGCAAAUAUGCACAAUUCACAGUCUCAGCAAAGGAUGAGCACCAGUUCUUAUUCUUCACCUUCUCCAACGGCGUAUUCUGCUCCUCAAGCUCCAGCUCUGAAUGUGACUGGCCCCAUCACUGCCAAUUCUGAACAGAUUGCCCGGCUGCGCAGUGAACUGGAUAUUGUUCGUGGGAAUACCAAAGUGAUGUCUGAAAUGCUGACAGAAAUGGUUCCUGGACAAGAGGAUUCUUCAGACCUUGAAUUACUCCAGGAGUUGAACCGAACCUGUAGAGCCAUGCAGCAGAGAAUCGUGGAGCUUAUCUCACGGGUGUCCAAUGAAGAAGUCACAGAGGAACUGCUGCAUGUGAAUGAUGAUUUAAAUAACGUCUUCCUCAGAUAUGAAAGGUUUGAACGAUACCGAUCCGGACGUUCCACACAAAAUGCCAGCAACGGAGUCCUGAAUGAGGUGACAGAAGAUAACUUAAUAGAUUUGGGUCCUGGCUCUCCAGCUGUAGUGAGCCCUAUGGUUGCAAACUCAGCACCACCAUCAUCACUUUCUUCACAGCUUGCAGGGCUUGACUUGGGUACAAACAGUGUCAGUGGCACACUCAGCUCCCUACAGCACUGUAACCCUCGCGAUGAUUUCGACAUGUUUGCACAGACAAGAGGCAGUUCCUUGGCUGAGCAACGAAAGAAUGUGACAUAUGAGGACCCACAGGCUGUCAAAGGACUGGCAUCCGCCCUGGAUGUUCGGAAACAGAACACAGGAGGGAGGAGAGGUAAAGGUGGGAACUCAGACAUGGAGCCCAUAGACAAGUGGCUAAUUACACAAGGAAUGAUCCCUGUUGCACAGUCCUCUGUCAUGGAUGACAUUGAGGAGUGGCUCAGUACCGACGUGAAGGGAGAUGAACUGGAAGAAGGAGUGACCAGCGAAGAAUUCGACAAGUUUUUAGAAGAGCGAGCCAAAGCAGCGGAGAUGGUCCCCAACCUGCCGUCCCCUCCCCUGGAAGCCCCCACCCCUCCAACAAACCCUUCCAGCAGGAAAAAGCAGGAGCGCUCGGAGGAUGCCCUCUUUGCACUGUGAAGCUCGCAGUCCCACCCCGUGCUCUGCAGGAGAGCGUUGCUGUAUGGCCACCUCGUCCUCCCACAGCACUUGGCUAACAACAACCCUUUCCUCCCCACGGUUUCAUAGGUUGCUUCUCCUUCUUCCCUUUCUCUCGCCCUCCAACAAUCCAUCCCCACAAGCCGACUCUUUCUGUUUAAGUCCAACACUCUUCCUGCCAGACCGCGAUUUUCCAGCGCUCGCUUAAUCCCCUCCUUCCUAUCCCAGCUGCACAAAACCAGCUCUUGAUGCUGAAAACCCCUUUCGAAUGCAUGACUGCAUCACACUGUGUUGAAACAAAAGCCCAGAGGGGAGAGAGCAGCCUUGCCCUUCAGUUGGCAUAGGGAUCAUCCUCUUCUGUAGGCAGGUCCUGCCAAGUCGACUGCUCUGUCGCUCAGCGUGUAAUUGACUGAGCUGGAAUGUGCAGGGGGAGCGUGUCUUUAUUUUUAGAUAAAAUGUUAAUGUAUUGGCUUUCGUGUCGGAUCCGACAGCAAGGAACAACUGUUCCCCUUUCAACAUGUGCUUCACAAGUUAAAAUCCUUUACUCUCCCACUCACACAUCUCCCUGUACCAUAUGGCGGUCGCUUUUCCCCACUUUGUGCAGCGCUUCAUAUUCUUAAUCUCACAGGGUAUUUUUUUCCUUGUGUUUUAUCUGGGCUUGCUCUGAUUUGAAAGCAGUCUGUUGGCCGUGUCCAGUAGCUCUGGCAGUUGUCAGGAAUGAAAAACGCUGAGCUGAAUGGAUGCUGCAAUGUGAGCGAAUGAAGCAUUUUGCUCUUUGGGAGAGCAUUCUCACAGGAGGGUUUUCUCUAGCGUGUUUGCCUUUUAAAAUAGCGAGGUUAUUUUUUCCUUCCCUGAGAUUCCUUCUUCGGUGACUGUAGAGCUCUGCGUUUGUCUCAGCUGUUGUAAAUGGCAUCCUUGCAGAUGGAUGGGACUUGAUGAUGGACCGGGUGCAAACCGAGGUUCCUGGAUUCCCUGACGUAGCUGUUAGGGCUCUCGGUGCUAGUUGUGAUGGGAAGGGCAGCAAAGCUGCCAGAGGUGUCUGUGAGAAUGCCCAGAGUUAUCGUGGAGGGACUGGCUAUGCCUGUGCUGGAGGCAAAACCCCUCAUUUCCUUCUUGGCCUGAGAAUGUUGGGUGAUUUGACCGUGCUGGUCAUAAUCCCAAGCGUUUCUGGAGCGUCCUUCAACACCUCUGCCCUUUUGUCCGUCCCAGCCCCUAGAGGGCUGCAUUCCCCCCAGUCUGCGUGCCCAGCAUGUUCCCUGGGAGCAACCCGGAGGCACAGGGUGGUGGGAUCACAGUGAGAGAGGAACGUGGCAGAGAGAAGCUCCUGGCCUGGCAGGGAGGCAGCUUACAGAUGGACACCCCUCUCCUGGGCCUUGCAUUGCCCAGCCUGCUCCUUCUGGCCUGGGCACUGAUACAUGUCAGGAUGGUGUGGGUGGAGCUGCGUCAGGCACUGUUCUAGACUGAGAGGCCAUGCUAUAAACAGCUGAAAGUGACAGCUUUUAUCUGGGCAUGGUAAUUUCAGCUCCUCAGAUGCUCUCCAAGGCACACCACGCUUUGGCAGCCUGUGAUGCACACUGUCUUUUCCCAAAUGGCUGAAUCACAGCACUGGUGCUUUUGGGGAGCUUUCACAUUUCAUCUGCAGAGGGGAACUCUGUUUGGUGCAGGAUUUCCAGGCCACCCCAGGCCAGCUCUCUCUAUUUUGUCUUCUCUGUAGCUGUAACACAGGGCCAGGAUGGAGCAGCAUGCACUGCUGCUCUGACACGGGGUGAGCACAGUGCUCAGGUGCUGCUUGCCAGGCACAUGGCUGCCAGUUCUUGCAGCACGUCAGCUGCAGCCACGGCUCCCAGGAACCCGAGGAUCCUUCUGUCGUGACGCUGCUUUGAUUUCAGGAGCGUCUGCUGAUCGCCUGAGCGCUCUCGCCUGCACAGAAUGAAUUGUUGGUAUUCCUGUCAAUGCAAAAAGCUCCGUGGGUGUUUGAAGCGUGGAUUUUCUCUUCUAAAUCCUUGAAACGCAUUGACCCUGUAAAUGGCCACAUCAGGUGAUUCUGAGCACGUUAAUCCAGCUUCCCUGCCAAGCCCCAGGAGAUAAUCGCAUUGCUCCAGCAUGGGGACGUGGUCGUGUGAUGCUGAGUGGCAAUGACGGCACCGGCGCUGUUAGCACAGCCCUGCAGUGUCCCAGCUUCACCCCCAGCACCUGAGCAUGGCGGGGAGCUGCUCACCCUGCUGCUCUUGCUGAGCCUAUCCUGGGCCUUCCCGUUUUAGGGAGAAUCUGGAAGAGCUUGCAGAGCUGUCAGUGAUGAAUAGAGCAAAGUAGAGAAGCGAGAAGGUUGAGGCUGGGGGGGCGUGCGCUGGCACAACUCGCUGCAUUCUGUGCCCAUAGCACCAUAAGGCGUGCUUUGCUCCCACGAGUUCUUUGCUGGGAAGUUGGGGCCCUACUCACAGGGUGCCACCAGAAGGGAGCAGGGCAGCCCCAGGGCAGUGCCUUCCUUGGGAGGGCUGAGCUGGGGCAGUGGUGGAGGGGCUUUUGGGGGAGGGACCCCAGAGCGAGCUGUGCUGGAGCAAGGCGGGCAGGAAGCGCGCAGGGUGCAGCCCCGGCCUGCCUGCACAGGUGGGACAGAUUCCUGUAUCAGGAUCUCUCAUCUUCUCCCUCCUCUUGCGGUCUGCUGAAAACCUGAGCAGUGGAAACCGAUCGGGAAAGGGGGAGGGGUUUUCGCAUUGGAGAGCGACCUCGGGAUUUCUUCCUUCGCUUUCCCUCCUCGAACAGGGAUGGAGCUGCAGGCAGAGCCACUUCCGUGGCAAACCCCGGGCAGGCAGAGCUGCAGUGUGAUGCUAUGACACUAAAUUAUUGCCGGGUCCUUCCUGAGCUCUAAUCAAACCCUGUUUAGGUUAAGGUAUUUAUUUUGUCGGUGUUUUGGUUGGUUUUUUUUUUCUUCUUUCCAGUGUGUUUUUAACCUCUUCUUUUAACCCCUCGUGUGCUGAGAUGUAAGAAAUGAAUGGUUUCUAUUUAAAUACAUCCUUUUGGGUUUUUUUAACUGUUAUGUGUAGACUGCAGCUGCACCUUUGGCAGGUGUGAUAGGUAGCAAUGUGCUGUACAGACGUUUAGGGUGUUCAGGUGAGGCUCAGAGGAGAACUGCUCAUAAAAACAGCACGGUGUCUUGUAAAGGGAACAGCCAGUGUGCACAGGGCCCUCCCUGUUAGCCCAGCCGCAGGCUGUGGGACGCACAGAGCAGAUGGGCAGGCCAGUUUGGGGCCGGUUGUGCAACCCUGAGCUGAAGCAGGGCCUCAGUGGGGUGUUCUGUCUGUGUGGCUGCGUUCAGCUUGCUUUCUGGGGUCCGGAUUCCUCCUUCUGAUGGAGGAGCACAGCUGGCUGCAGCCAGUGGUGAAGAACGGAUCUGGGCGGUGGGUCCAGGCCUGGACUGGGGGCUGUGGGUCCCAUCCCCAAGCAGAACCCAGAGCUGCGCUCCUCCAGCAUCCCAGCAGCACUGCCUGCUCCUCUCCUCUGCUCGGUGCUCUGCUUGUAGCCGUGGAUGCGGGACGUGCAGAGCAAACACAGCUGCACUGCAGCAGCCCUGUCCGUCUCAUGGCCUCCCGUUGUCUUGUUGAGGCUGCUGGGACAUCUCAGGGAUGCUCCCUCCAUCCCCAUCCCUGUCCUUGUUUGCCUCCUCCGUGCUGACCGCAGGGCGUGCUGAGCCUUCCCUGGAAAAAAAAACAGGACAGACAGUGGGAUGGAAAUGGUGAAGCAGUGAGUGGGUUUGCGUGCCGAGCUUCCCACCUGCUCUGUGUUUUUAUGAGUACGGGCUCCUCGUUCUGUACAUGUUCCUAUGAGCUAUCGUUAACCCUACAAAUGUAACCUGUGUAAUAGCUUCUCUGUAUAUUACAGCCGUAGGCUUUCCAGAUAAAAGUGGAUAAUAUUUAUUUACUGAAGAUACUGGAUAUUUUUUUUGUUUGGGAAUGGGGUAGGGAAAGAAGGGGGACAUAACUGUAAAGGGAUCGACGAUGUAAAGAGAAACAAACCAUAAAGCAAAAGAAACCCAACACUAAAACGUUGCUGUAUUCACGUAGGGAAGGUACAACUGUAUUAAUCUGCCAUCGUUUAACCUGUUCCAGAAAUCAUCUCUACUUUGGUUCCUGCAUGUGAGAUACUCCAAUAAAUGCACUACUGGUGUGGA
Messenger RNA from Lagopus muta (rock ptarmigan), 5826 nucleotides. RefSeq names its product target of myb1 like 2 membrane trafficking protein (gene TOM1L2). Gene Ontology annotation, molecular function: clathrin binding; phosphatidylinositol binding; ubiquitin binding. NCBI's taxonomy places the organism in Eukaryota, Metazoa, Chordata, Aves, Galliformes, Phasianidae. The transcript has 16 exons. Gene Ontology annotation, biological process: signal transduction. Bases 51 to 1640 code for a protein of 529 amino acids. The record is from RefSeq and is a predicted model, not a curated record. Gene Ontology annotation, cellular component: membrane; endosome.